UUGCCCUUCCUCUGUUUAAACGGCAAGUCAUCACUGCAUCUAAGCUGAGUUUAACAUCUAAGGAUGCUUUCUCUUAUUGGACAGUUAAUUUGCAACCAAUAAUUCAUCUAGAGGGAAGCACACUUUUGUAGAGGCACCAAAUCACACUUUAAAGCAGCAGGAGGCGGUCGAAUAAUGAGUGAAACCACAACUCCUCCUCCCACCAAUAGUGAAUUUGGAAUUGGACAAGAACAACUGUGUUCGUUAUCAACAGAGCAAAGUACUGCUGCUCUCGAGCUCUACGGAGGGGUUGUAGGAAUAUCGAAUUUGCUGAAUACCAGUUUAGCGAAAGGAAUUCAUGGUGAUGAGGCUGAUUUAUUAAGACGAAGAAGGGCUUUCGGUUCUAACAAUUAUCCUCGAUGGAGACGAAAAGGUUUUCUGAUAUUUGUAUGGGAAGCUUGCAAAGAUCCUACCUUGCUUAUUUUACUGGUAUCUGCAGCGAUUUUAUUGGCAUUAGGGAUAAAGUCUAAGGGUGUCAAGGAAGGAUGGUACGAUGGGGGAAGCAUAGCUUUUGCUGCUUUUAUUGUCAUUGUAGUUACAGCCAUGAGUGAAUACAGGCAGUAUGUUCAAUUUCACGACACAAAUGAAAAGAAGAGAAAUAUACACCUAGAGGUGAUUAGAGGCGGGAGAAGGGUUAAGAUCUCAAUUUAUGAUAUUGUCGUUGGCGAUGUUAUACCCCUUAAUAUUGGUGACCAGGUCCCAGCUGAUGGAAUUCUAAUCACUCCUCACCCUCUUGCAAUUGAUGAAUCAAGCAUUCAUGGGGAGAGCAUAAUUGUUCAUAAAGAUUCUAGGGCCCCUUUCUUGAUGUCUGGAUGUAGAGUUCAAGAUGGUAGUGGCACUAUGCUGGUAAUAGGUGUUGGCAUUAAUACUGAGUGGGGGUUACAAAUGGCUAUUUCUUCAGAUGACCCAAUUGAAGAAACACCUUUGCAGGCUCGUCUAAAUGGUGUAGCCACCUUUUUUGGUAUUGUUGGUCUCUCUGUCACAGCUGUUAUUCUGACGGUACUGCUGGCCAGAUACUUCACUGGCCAUACCAGAAACUUAGAUGGGAAUGUUCAAUUUAUAGCGGGCAAGACUAGAGCUGUUGAUGCUAUACAUGGAGCAGUUAGCAUAGUAACAAUUGCGGUCACCAGUAUAGUGGUUGCAGUACCUGACAGCCUCCCAUUAACAGUCAACUUCACGUUAGCCUUCUCAUUAAGGAAACUGAUGGCAUCUAAGAUUUUGGUGAGGAAGCUUUUUGCUUGCGAGAUGAUGGGCUCUGCCACAGUUAUUUGUAGUGACAAGACUGGUACAUUGACUAUGAAUCAGAUGAUUGUGGUUGAGGCAUAUGCUGGUGGUAGAAAAAUUGAUCCUCCUAGCAACGGGUUAAGAAUCUCUCCCAAGCUCCAAUCGUUGCUCAUUGAAGGUGUUGCACAAAACACUAAUGGCAAUGUUUACUUACCUGAGGGUUGCACUGGUAUUGAGAUUUCUGGAUCACCAACAGAAAAGGCAAUUUUACAUUGGGGAGUACAGAUUGGGAUGGAUUUCGAGGCUGCCAGAUCAGAGUCUUCAAUUAUUCACAUGUUUCCUUUCAAUGCAGAGAAAAAACGUGGCGGAGUUGCAAUACAGAAGGCUGACCAUGAAAUCCACAUACAUUGGAAAGGUGCUGCUGAGAUAAUUCUUGCUCGUUGUACAUGGUACUUGGAUACAAAUGACCAUUUGAUGGAGAUGAGUGGAGAGAAGAUGGCAUUUUUCAAUCAAAUUAUUGAAGACAUGGCUGCUAAAAGUCUUCGUUGUGUUGCUAUUGCAUAUCGACCAUGGAAAAAGGAGGACAUUCCAGUCAAUGAAGAACAAUGGGCUCACUCGUCUAUACUAGAAGAUGAUCUUAUUUUGCUUGCUAUUGUUGGUUUGAAGGAUCCUUGUCGACCUGGAAUAAAAACUACAGUGCAGCUUUGCCAAAAAGCUGGGGUUAAGGUGAUAAUGUUCACUGGUGACAACAUCAAUACUGCCAAAGCAAUUGCUUUGGAAUGUGGAAUACUAUCUUCCUUUGAUAAUGCUAUAGAACCAUGUGUCAUUGAGGGAAGAGAAUUCCGUGCCUUAACAGAUGAACAAAGAGAAGAGAUAGCUGAAAAAAUAGUUGUUAUGGGACGGUCAAGUCCUAAUGACAAGUUAUUACUUGCGGAAGCGCUCAGAAAGAGGGGACAUAUUAUCGCUGUAAUUGGGGAUGGAACAAAUGAUGCUCCGGCACUAUAUGAGGCCGAUGUAGGUCUUGCCAUGGGUAUACAGGGCUCACAAAUUGCAAUAGAAAGCUCUGAUAUCAUACUUAUGGAUGACAACUUCCCUUCAAUUUUGAAGGUUGUGAAAUGGGGUCGAUGUAUAUAUGCUAACCUACGGAAAUUUAUCCAAUUUAAUCUUACAAUAAGUGUGACAGCUCUUCUUAUAAAUGUUGUUGCUACACUCUCUUCUGGUGAUAUCCCACUAAAUGCUGUGCAGCUUCUGUGGGUAAAUCUUAUCAUGGAUACUCUAGGAGCACUAGCAUUGGCAACUGAACAACCAACAAAUCUCCUGAUGAAUCUACCUCCAGUAGGCCGAAGAGAACCGCUAAUCUCAAAUACAAUGUGGAGGAACAUAUUGAUACAGGUAGUAUAUCAGGUGUCUGUCUUGCUCGCUCUAAACUUUCAAGGUAGCAUUCCGGGUUUCACACAUGAUGCAACUGAUCAUGGGAUUAAACUGAAGAAAACAUUGAUCUUCGAUGCAUUUGUACUAUGUCAGAUCUUCAAUGAAUUUAAUGCAAGGAAGCUAGAUGAAUUCAACAUAUUUAAAGGAGUCACGAGAAACUACCUCUUUAUGGGAAUAAUAGGCUUGACAGUUGUGCUUCAGUUUAUCAUCGUUGAAUUCCUCGGAAAAUUCACUUCCACAUUCAGGCUUAAUUGGAAGCAGUGGUUCAUCUGUGUCAUUAUUGGCUUUAUUAGUUGGCCUCUUGGUUGUUUUGGGAAGUUGAUACCAGUGCCACACACUCCAAUCAAUAAUAAAUUUAGAAGAAUUCUUCAUGGAAGAACUCAAAUGCAAAGUGGUCAGAGUACAACAAGAGAAAGUCCUUCGUACUCCAAACUAGUUAUAUGUUGCUAUUUGAUUGUAAACUUAUUUUCAAGAUUUCAACGUCGAAGAACAUCAACGCACCAGGUUCUAUACUGUAGUGCAGUCACAUGUUUUGUUUAUUAUCAAGAUUUUUAAAUCAACCGUUAAUAGAGUCCGAUACUCUCCUUUUUUUUUAUAUAUGACGAUAUACUAUAUGAUAUUUAUCUUUCUUU
This is a messenger RNA of Arachis duranensis, 3326 nucleotides long. Its product is annotated as calcium-transporting ATPase 8, plasma membrane-type. The transcript has 32 exons. The record is from RefSeq and is a predicted model, not a curated record. Lineage: Eukaryota; Viridiplantae; Streptophyta; Magnoliopsida; Fabales; Fabaceae. The coding region runs from base 175 to 3249 and encodes 1024 amino acids. Gene Ontology annotation, molecular function: P-type calcium transporter activity; ATP binding; ATP hydrolysis activity. Gene Ontology annotation, cellular component: membrane; intracellular membrane-bounded organelle. Gene Ontology annotation, biological process: calcium ion transmembrane transport.